CUCAGCGCAUCGAAGAUUGGUUAGGGAACAUUGGUUAAUAGAAUGACUCCAUUUUGUACAUGAAGGGCAUUGAGUCGUUCGUACCGGGAGUAGGAGGCAGUAGGUAGAAAACGCGAUCAAGCAAUAAUGGCAGGACCCGAUUCUGGAACGCAACACCAAUUUACAGGAUUUAAGAAAUACUUCAAUAGCACUACAAUAUUAGGCAGAAGAAAUUAUGUGAUACUUACAUAUGGAAGCCUUGUAGUGCUCUUCCUUGGAUAUAAAAUGAGGAAACCUAAAGAAAUUUCACACAAAUAAGUUCUUAUUGUUGGACCUUCCUUGUUGUAUUGCUGUCUAUGAGUUGCAGAAGCAGAUGCAGUUCAGUAAAUCAUGAAAAUGACUUACAUUUGCCUUUAGUAUCAAUCCAUGAGUGAAAACUCUCCAAAUUUGUGGUGUGUAUUAUUACAGAAGCCCUCUCAAUCUAUAUUGCCCAUAAAUGGGAGUUUUUUUAAGCAUUACAGUAAACCAUCUGCUCCAGAAUAAAAAAGGUGACUCUUAUUAACAUGAAAGCAAGGUCACAUCUCUGCCAUAACAGUUUGAGGCACUGAUUUAUUUCACUGAAAAGUAUUUUCACUAUUCUGCCUUUCUAAACAAACAGAAUAGUCAAGGUAGUCACUAUAAAUAUAUGGAAAAUAAGCUAAAAUAGCACAGUU
Molecule: messenger RNA, 692 nt
Organism: Pseudonaja textilis
Lineage: Eukaryota; Metazoa; Chordata; Lepidosauria; Squamata; Elapidae
Gene: ATP5MK
Product: ATP synthase membrane subunit k
Cellular component (GO): proton-transporting ATP synthase complex
Source: RefSeq, a predicted model, not a curated record